This is a messenger RNA of Pistacia vera, 906 nucleotides long. RefSeq names its product extensin. The record is from RefSeq and is a predicted model, not a curated record. NCBI's taxonomy places the organism in Eukaryota, Viridiplantae, Streptophyta, Magnoliopsida, Sapindales, Anacardiaceae. The transcript has a single exon. Bases 1 to 906 code for a protein of 301 amino acids.
AUGAAGAUGCUUACUUCUUUAUUUGUUCACGUUUUGCUUGUAGUGGUUGCCUCUACUACCAGAGUUUUUGGUAGUGGAUACCUUGAAGAUGAACCUCAUAGUGAUGGAGGACAUGUAACAACACAAGGAGCAAUCUACGGGCAUCCUCCACCACAACAUUAUGGUCAUUUACCUCCAAUUCACAAACACCCACCUCAUCAUAAACAUCCACCACCUCACAAGUAUCCUCCACCCCCUCGUGGCCAUCCACCACCGUUGCAAUACCCUCCACCACCCUCUCAUGGUUAUCCUCCACCUUCCCAAUCUCCACCACCUACUCAAUAUCUCCCACCCUCUCAUGGUUAUCCUCCACCUUCCCACUCUCCACCACCCUCUCAUGGGCAUCCUCCUCCUUCCCACUCUCCACCACCCUCUCAUGGGCAUCCGCCACCUUCCCAAUCUCCACCACCCCAAUCCCCGCCACCAUCUCCUAGGUAUCCACCACCAUCACCACCCACGACAACUUAUCCUCCACCUACUGCAACUUAUCCACCACCAUCGCCGCCCACUACAACAUAUCCACCACCCUCUCAUGGGCAUCCUCCACCUUCCCAAUCUCCACCACCCCAAUCCCCGCCACCAUCUCCCAGGUAUCCACCACCAUCACCACCCACGACAACUUAUCCUCCACCAUCACCACCCACUGCAACUUAUCCACCACCGUCACCACCCACUGCAACUUAUCCACCACCAACCCAGUACCCUCCACCUUCUCCUAGAUAUCCACCUCCAACUCAUACGUAUCCACCACCAUCUCAAACGUAUCCACCACCAUCCCAAUAUAAUCCACCACCAUCUUCACCAUAUCCUAGACCACCGCGUGCAUGGAAUUACCAACCACCUUACACCCAGUCAGUUACCCUUUGA